AUGUCUACGUUUUCGUACGCACAAGCCGCCAAGGGCGUCUCCGGGACACCGGCCCUGUCUAAGACACCAUCAGAAUCCGAGAAGACUGACUCCAAACCGGAGGAACACACCACCGUCGAGACUACAACUGAUGAAGCACCGGCCCCCACAGAGUCCGAGCCCGUUCAACAACCCGAGGUAGUCGCAGAGGAGAACAAGGAUGAUGAUUUCACCACUGUCACGAACAAGCAUGCCGCCAAGACAAAGGCUAUCAACUCUCGAACAUCAAGCCCGAGCGUUCGCACAGGCUCAAAGGCGCGCAAGUCAAAGGAGGAUGAUUCCCAUACCCCUAAUGGCAACGCAGAUGCCACCGCUGAGAAGCAGGCUCCCAGUGAGGGACAGACCGAGAAGGCCGAAGGUGCCGCAGAGAAGUCCGCUGAAAAAUCCGAGGAUUCCGAGAAGAUCGCAUCACCACCCAAGGAGCUGAAGGCUGCUCCUCUCCCAUCAGUCAACAUUUGGCAACAGAGACGAGAGGCCCAGGAUGCCAAGGUCAAGGCUGUCCCCAAAUCCACCUCCACUAGCAAGGCCGCCUCCACGAAGGCCGCCUCGACUGCUGAUGAGACCCAGCAAGACUCCAAGACCGGCUCUAAGAAGAAGGGUGCCGAUGGUGCACAGGAAGGCGCCAAGGAUCGCAAGAAGACCGAUGGUGGAAAAGGACGCGAUGCCGGAUCAGUUCCCCCAGUAGAAGACGCUACUGCAUGGCCCACUCCCCAAGUUGCGAUUGGCGAAGAGAAGAAGAAGUCUCACGAAAAGACCGAAAAGAGCCCUGUCAUUAGACCUCAUGGAAAAGAAAAGUGGACACCAGUUCCUUACGUUCCUACUGCUGUUUUCAACACCCCGCUCCCAUCUGCUGGUGGUCGUGGAGGUAGACGGGCUACCCGUGGUGGCCGGGACAGCGGCCGUGGAGCUCAUGGAAAUGGAACCGCUACCACCGAUAAGGCUGCCUCUGGACAGGCCGCCCAAGGCGCAAAGCAGUCACCUGGAGACCGAGGACGCCUCGAGUCUGGAUCUGGACGUGCCGCUUCUCUUCCCGCGCAAUCGCGACGGUCCACAAGCACUGAUGCCGGUGCCACAGCCGAUGCACGCAAGGCUUCCCAGGCACCCGAGCGCGGCCGUGGUGCUCGCAACGGAGAGGAGAACAACAAGCAGGUGAAUGGUGGCGAGAACGGCCCCCGCCCUCAACGCGAGGGCAAGCCCAUUGGAAGAAGCCAGGAUGCCCGUGCAGGAGACCGCAACCAGAAGGGUGCCAACCUGGCUGUUGACUUGCAGGCUGCAGCCCGUGGCAAUGACCGUCGCUUCGAGGCUGGAUCCAAGUCUGCCGACCCCACCGGUCUCACUGACUUUAGCCGUGAACGUGGAGAGUUCCGAUCUGAGCGUGGAGGUCGUGGAUCUAACCGCGGCCGUGGUGGUGCCUACGCCAACUUCGGCGGCCAGAAUGCCCAGUUCAAUGCGUCUAUGUCUAACAACCCAUUCCCUGCGCCUAAGUCGUUCGGCUUCAACGAGCGUCAGCGGUCACACCAGCACGGCCUCCCCAAUGGAGCUCAACAAGGAAACCGUAUGCCCCUCCGAUCGCCCUCUGUGCCCACUCCCGCAAACAUGUACGGUGUUGUUUAUCCUUUCCCAGGUGAUAUCAACACGAUGUAUGGCUACCCAGCUGCCCCGAUGAGCGCUGUUCCCUACCAGCAAUAUGUGGAGCCUUUCUCGCUCAUGAAUAUGCUCUCCAUGCAAUUGGAGUACUACUUCUCGGUUGACAACAUGUGCAAGGACAUGUUCCUUCGGAAGCAGAUGGAUUCCCAGGGCUUUGUUCCUCUGAACGUCCUUGCCAGCUUUAAGCGUGUCAAGUCCCUCACUGAGGACUUUGAGCUCAUUCGUCACGUGUCCCGUCAGCUCCGUAACGUUGAGUGCCAGACUGGCGAGGAUGGUGUCGAUCGCCUGCGCCCCAGAGACAAGUGGCAGCAGUGGGUCCUCCCCGUGGAUCAGCGUGAGCCUGCUGCCCAGAAUGAGGGCGCCGCCCCUGCUAGAAAGACCGACGAGAACACCCCGGUUCACGGCCACUCCGAGAACGUUAUCAACGGAUCCGCUCGUCAAAUUCAUGCCCUCAUUGCUACCUACUGCAGUGAACGAAAUUGCCAAUCGCGUGGACUAGAUUCGCAGUCCGAACCCCCUUUCCCCUUUGAUUUGGAAUCGAUGGUGUCCCCGACAAGCUCUGAUGCAGAUUGCUUUCAAUACCAAGUCGGCGGUACUGAUUGGUUGAUCAGCAAGUCUUUUGCCGAAGCGCAUCAACCGGCGCCUAAGUCAAAUGGGAAGGGCCGUUCGUCCACACAAACGUCAAAUUAUGUCCCAAAAACUUUCAAUAUGUCUCGCAAAGAAACCUUCGAUGGCCGAGGCCGACAGAUGUCAAGAAGGUAUAGCAUUGGAAUGACCCAGCCUUACGAAUCCUGGUCAUUCAGCUUGACAAAAAAUUUCAAUUCGCAUUUGUACAAUGAAUUUAGGCGUUCAGCCCUUGAUGAUCUUUUGACUCGACACGUUGACAACGGUUUCAACGAGCUCAUGGAGUUUUAUCGGAACUGUUUGCUUCACCGUCGCCACAUUCCUGACCUCGUUCUGUACGACAUGGUCUAUCUUUCACAAGGUCAAACAUCGGACUACCACACUCUCGUCUCCAAUACGAUCCAUGAAACCAUUGCCAGUGGAAAGAUGAAAUUACACAAUUGGGGGAGAAUCAGCAAAUAUUUCGAUACCCAACUGGGCAAGACGGCGGGAGAAAAGUUAUCAUGA
Penicillium roqueforti is the source of this 2817-nucleotide messenger RNA. Its product is annotated as La domain family. NCBI's taxonomy places the organism in Eukaryota, Fungi, Ascomycota, Eurotiomycetes, Eurotiales, Aspergillaceae. Gene Ontology annotation, cellular component: cytoplasmic stress granule; cytosol. Bases 1 to 2817 code for a protein of 938 amino acids. The transcript is spliced from 4 exons. Gene Ontology annotation, molecular function: RNA binding. The record is from RefSeq and is a predicted model, not a curated record. Gene Ontology annotation, biological process: positive regulation of translation.